Messenger RNA from Hypoxylon trugodes, 2961 nucleotides. Its product is annotated as glycoside hydrolase family 55 protein. Bases 450 to 2747 code for a protein of 765 amino acids. NCBI's taxonomy places the organism in Eukaryota, Fungi, Ascomycota, Sordariomycetes, Xylariales, Hypoxylaceae. Gene Ontology annotation, molecular function: polygalacturonase activity. The record is from RefSeq and is a predicted model, not a curated record. The transcript has 5 exons.
UUAUGUCUUGGUAGAGUUUAACGGACUUUGAAUAAUCCCCAUCUGAAUGGUUGGAUCCUCUGCUCAUUGACCAUCCUGGCCGUUUAGCUCCCGUUCUCGGUCGAAUCAAUCCAGUUCUUCGGUUCCAACAUGGGGCUAUUAGUUGGUCAGGGGCUGGGUGCUUGACCUCUUCUGACUACUCACCUCCCACAACAAUCCUGCCUAAUUAAUGUCUUCAGCGGCUUGGUGGCCUUGGUGGUGGUGCACGUUACCUCGCGGCGCUAAUGCCUGUCCCUUCAUCACCGAUGGAUGACAUGGCCAGCUGUGGUCGUCUAUGCCUUGUGACGACGUAAAACCCUGUCCGGUCUCUAAGUUAUAAGUUGCCUGCCCGUCCGUCCCAAGUUGGGAAAUUUUAGGGUAUAGGCAUUCUGGCUGUGCCAUCACCACGCGAAAUUUUUUUUUACUUCAAUAUGCGGUUCCAGACGUUCCUUACGGCUGUUAUCAGCCUCACCAUUGGUGUAAAUGCUUACUGGCUCGAAGAUGUAAAGCACCAAGGUGUUGCCCCAUUCGCUGGCGAUGGAUAUACGGUGUUCCGUAACGUGAAGGACUUUGGUGCUAAGGGAGAUGGUACCACGGAUGAUACUGACGCGAUCACCAAGGCCAUGAACUCUCCUGACAACAGAUGUCUACAGGGAUGUGCAUCCACCACGACGACACCGGCGGUUGUCUACUUCCCGUCCGGAACCUACCUGAUUUCUUCUUCUAUCGUGCCUCCUUAUUUCACACAGCUAGUUGGUGACCCGACCGACCGUCCGGUGCUUAAGGGCACCGCCGACUUCAAGGGGUUCGGUUUGGUUGAUGGAAACCCGUACUAUACUGAGAACUUGAACUGGAUAUCUACAAAUGUCUUCUACCGUCAAAUGCGCAACUUCGUCAUCGAUACCACCGGCAUCGCACCGGCUACCGCUGCGACUGGUAUCCACUGGCCUACUUCGCAAGCGACUAGCCUUAUUAACAUUGAGUUCAACAUGCCUACGGACCCCAGCGUUAUCCACGUCGGUUUGUUCAUUGAGAGCGGUUCUGGCGGUUUCAUGAGUGACCUGACCUUCAACGGUGGCGCUACUGGUGCUUCCAUGGGUAACCAGCAGUACACCAUGAGGAACUUGGUCUUCAACAACGCUCAAACGGCUAUCAUUCAACUCUGGAGCUGGGGCUGGACCUACAUUGGACUACAGAUCAACAGCUGCCAGACUGGUAUCAACAUUACCGCUGGUGGAUCUGAUGCGCUUAACGUUGGUUCGAUCACAGUCAUCGACAGUGCUUUCAAGGAUACCCCCGUCGGUAUUGCUACCGCCUUCCAGACUGGCUCAAAGCCCGACACUGGUGCUAGCGUCAUCCUAGAGAACUUGAGUCUUUCGAAUGUCCCGACCGCAGUUCAGGGCCCGAGCGGCUCAAUCCUCGAAGGAGGCUCUACCACUAUUGCUGGAUGGGGUCAAGGCCACCAAUACACUCCUGAUGGUCCUAGCACCCUCCAGGACACCAUCACUCCCAACACUAGACCUGCUUCUCUUACUACUGACAGCGGAUAUUACUCUCGAUCUAAGCCUCAAUAUGAGGACCUUACCGCAUCCGAUAUUGUCAGCGCCCGAGACUCUGGUGCCAAGGGUGAUGCUUCCACUGAUGAUACCAAAGCUCUUCAAGAUGCUAUCAACAGCGCUGCUUCCGGCAACAAGGUUCUCUUCCUUGACUACGGUAUCUACAAGGUCACCUCGACCUUGAGCAUCCCAUCAGGGGCCAAGAUCGUCGGAGAAGGUUACCCUAUUAUUGUAGCUAGUGGUGAUGCUUUCAGUGACAUGAGCAACCCCAAGCCCUUGCUACAAGUCGGAGCCAACUCUGGUGACCAAGGUCAAGUUGAGUUCUCGGACUUCGUCGUCGGAACCCAAGGACCCGCCCCGGGUGCUACUCUUAUUGAGUGGAACUUGGCUUCGGCAGCUGGUACUCCUUCUGGUAUGUGGGAUGUCCACGCCAGAGUUGGUGGAUUCCAGGGCUCCAACUUCCAAGUUGCCCAGUGCCCCAAGAACCCCGGCUCCAGCACCGUCGACGCCAACUGCAUUGGUGCGUACAUGCAGAUGCACGUCACCGAGAAGGCAACCAACUUGUACAUGGAGAACACUUGGCUAUGGACUGCGGACCACGAUAUUGAGGAUUCUAACAACACCCAAAUCACCGUCUACUCUGGCCGAGGUCUUCUCAUCGACUCCACUGUUGGCAACUUCUGGCUUGUCGGUACUGCUGUUGAGCACAACAACUUGUACAACUACCAGUUCGUCAACACUAAGAACAUUUUCGCCAGCAUGCUCCAGACCGAGACGCCGUACUACCAGCCCACACCUGAUGCUACCGAGCCCUUCCCUGUAGUCACCGCUCUCUCCGACCCCGACUUCAAGACAUCUUGCGCUGGUGUCUCAGGAAACUGCGCUAACGCAUGGGGUCUACGUAUCGUCGACUCGUCGGAUAUCUUCAUCUACGGUGCGGGUCACUACUCGUUCUUCGACCAAUACAGCACGACCUGCUCCACCGUCGACGCAGGCGAGAACUGCCAAGCGCGCAUCGUCUCCCUUGAGGGAUCGACCAGCAACGUCAACGUAUACGCGUUGAACACGAUCGGCUCCUUAAGCAUGAUCGACCAAGAUGGCAAGAGCCUUGCUAAGUGGCAGGACAACGUCAACGUCUUCCCCGCGAACGUCAUUCUGUUCCGGACCUCUUAGAAAUCGGUCGAACUGCAAUGUCAUUCCUCCAACGAGGGAAGAAGCGUCUCACCAAUGAGAAGUAGCUGGUGGGGUCGUGUUAAAAACAAUCACGGAUUCAUGGGGCCUGGCAUCAUAUAUUGGGGCUAUUGUCUGGGCGGGAUCGCGUACUUUUCGAUGUAUAUCCUUCUUACUGCUUGAGUAAAUAAUUUUUUCAAUGUAUAUACUAGGCGAA